AUGCUCCUUCCACCGAACAGCAGACUACAUCAUGAUCUGGGCCUCAAGUUCCUCGCUCCAACAUCCCUGGUCUUCUCGCCAAAGUGCUAUCUCCGAGCCUUCGGCCAUGUCAGACCGAGGGUGGAAUACUAUGUAGUGGAGGAAGAGGAGGAAGAAGAAGAAGAAGAAGAAGAAGAAGAAGAAGAAGAAGAAGAAGAAGAAGAAGAAGAAGAAGAAGAAGAAGAAGAAGAAGAAGAAGAAGAAGUGACAAGUAUAAAAAGCCUCUAUAAAGCCAUUCCUACUGCUUUGUUUUUGCGUUCAUAUGCGACGCCAGCUCAAAGUACCUAG
Exophiala xenobiotica is the source of this 327-nucleotide messenger RNA. RefSeq lists its product as uncharacterized. The transcript is spliced from 2 exons. NCBI's taxonomy places the organism in Eukaryota, Fungi, Ascomycota, Eurotiomycetes, Chaetothyriales, Herpotrichiellaceae. The coding region runs from base 1 to 327 and encodes 108 amino acids. The record is from RefSeq and is a predicted model, not a curated record.